CCAGGCCACCCCAGGCAGCGCGCGGGUCCUGGCGUGGGGGCGGGGAAUGCCAGCCCGGAAGAGACUCAGCGCCGCGCAUGCCCUUUCCUUUCCAGCCUCGGUCCUGGACGCAGCGGCUGCUGAAAUGUUGAUGCCCAAGAAGAACCGGAUUGCCAUCUAUGAACUCCUUUUUAAGGAGGGAGUGAUGGUGGCCAAGAAAGAUGUCCACAUGCCUAAGCACCCUGAACUGGCAGACAAGAAUGUGCCCAAUCUGCACGUCAUGAAGGCCAUGCAGUCUCUCAAAUCACGAGGCUACGUGAAAGAGCAGUUUGCCUGGAGACAUUUCUACUGGUACCUUACCAAUGAGGGUAUCCAGUAUCUCCGUGAUUACCUCCACCUGCCCCCUGAGAUAGUGCCCGCCACCCUGCGCCGCAGCCGUCCUGAGACUGGCAGGCCACGGCCCAAAGGUUUGGAGGGAGAGCGACCUGCAAGACUCACACGAGGAGAAGCUGACAGAGACACCUACAGACGAAGCGCUGUACCCCCUGGUGCCGACAAGAAAGCCGAGGCCGGGGCUGGGUCAGCAACCGAAUUCCAGUUUAUGGUGUCAUCUUGGGCAGGUACUCUGUGUAUCACUUUCAUCGACUGUAAAAUAAAGGUGAUGAUUAUAGCUCUCUCAGGUUAGUAGUAACAGUUAAUC
Molecule: messenger RNA, 679 nt
Organism: Manis javanica (Malayan pangolin)
Lineage: Eukaryota; Metazoa; Chordata; Mammalia; Pholidota; Manidae
Gene: RPS10
Product: ribosomal protein S10
Cellular component (GO): cytosolic small ribosomal subunit
Molecular function (GO): structural constituent of ribosome; RNA binding
Source: RefSeq, a predicted model, not a curated record